ACCUCUAAUUAAUAGUCAAUAUUAUAUAUCAAAAUGAGGAGAGCAUGAUAAGAAAGAAUAUGGGAGCACACAAGCAUGGGUUGCUCCGCCGCCUGGAUGCCAUGAUCGACGAGAAGCUGACGUCGGCGGCGGCGGGGUGGUGGUGACCAGAGAGGCUCAAUGCUCAAUUCUCUUCUGCUGAAACACAUUCUUAAUUGUUCUUUUUUAAACCAAAUUCUCUAAAUUAAGACACAGAAAAAUAUCUUCAUAUAAUAAAACAACAAUCCUUUAAGCAGAAGCCAAGUAUAUUUAUAUGGCCACUGGCAAGCCAUAUCUAAUGUGCUUUGAGGGCUCAGAAGAUGUGAGGCAACCUGAAUGUAACUGUUGAAACUUGUAGUUGGUUCACAUUUCUUGGACACGCUUGAUCUUCUUUUAUAUACACACACACACGCACACAUAUGAUCUUGUUUAAUGUAUAAACUGAUAAUUAAGCUACUCUCUCCUGGCUUUCUCUUGUUCUUUUUGAGCUUCACCAGUACCAUACAUUAACUUGAAACAUAACCCAAGAAAGAACCAGUUCAACAUCCAUGGGGGUAAAUUAAUUAAUUUGCGUAAUUACCUAUAAAUGUGCAGAGUUCAGUAGCUAGCUGCUAGGUGAGAGCUGAUAAUUUUGCAUCAAGAUUUAAGCGUUGAGAAGAUCGAAUAUAUAUAUGUUGGCUUUCAAGGUUAUUAGUUUAGCUGUUUAUGCAGUUGUUUCUCUUCUUAUUUUCUUAGAUGUUACAGCUUCUGUAGACCACAUUUAUCGUGGAGCACCCGAGUAUCCAUCUCCGGCAACUCAAGAUGAUCCAUCACCUGAGCUACCCGGAGUGAAUUGGGCACCGGAUGACGAUGAUGAUGAUGAGCGGUCCAGAGUGUUUGAUGUCACUGGCUAUGGAGCAGUUGCUGAUGGCGCAACAGAGACUAGCUCAGCAUUUUUAGCAGCAUGGGAAGAUGCCUGUGCUUACAAUGGCAAUGCCACAUUACUUGUACCAAAUGGGGCAUUCUUUAUAGGGCCAGUCACGUUGGAAGGUCCUUGCUACAACAACCAGUCCCCAAGAAUCAGCCUUAGAGGGACUUUGAAGGCUCCCUCAAGCCUCAAUGCUUUCCCCACCUCUAGCUGGAUCGUGUUCAGAGGGCUGCAGAAUUUCGAUCUGACCGGCGAAACUGGCACAGCGACGAUAGAUGGCCAGGGAAUGGAAGCUUGGGCACUUGGUAGCUCCGAUAAGAUAGAUAAGCCUCGUAAUCGUCCUACUUCCAUGAAAUUUGUGAAUAUUUCUGGUGGGACUAUCAGCAGCAUUGCCCUGUUGAACAGUAAGAACUUCCACAUGAGCUUCUUACACUGCAAGGACAUUGUUGUCGAUGGGGUGGAGAUUCGCGCUCCUUGGGACAGCCCCAACACUGAUGGCAUCCACAUUAGUUCUUCGUGUAAUAUCAACAUUACGAAUUCGACCAUUGGAGUGGGGGAUGACUGUGUCUCCAUUGGACCCGGCAAUGCCAACAUCUUGGUUCUUAAUGUUACAUGUGGUCCGGGACAUGGAAUCAGUGUGGGGAGCCUGGGAAAGUACCCGAACGAGGAGAAUGUGACAGGGGUCUUGGUCAAGAACUGCACCAUCAGAGGCACUCAAAAUGGUGUGAGGGUGAAAACAUGGCCUGGAUCACCACCAAGCAUGGCUUCUAACUUGACAUUCCAGGACAUUGUCAUGAUCAAUGUCUCAAACCCAAUAAUCAUAGAUCAAGAGUACUGCCCUAGCCACACCUGCCUUAACUUCAAGCCCUCAGAUGUAAAGCUCAGUAACAUCUACUUUAGGAACAUCAAGGGCACUUCCCGCACCAAAUAUGGAGUAACCCUAGUUUGCAGUUCCAAUGUGGCUUGUGAAAAUGUGCACUUCGUUGAUGUGAAGCUGAACCACACAGCAGAAGACUGCAGCCUUUCGGAAACUGGCCUUAUUUUGAAGGGUGCCCUUCAAGAUGUAGAGUUCUUGCUCUAA
This is a messenger RNA of Diospyros lotus (date-plum), 2006 nucleotides long. Its product is annotated as exopolygalacturonase-like. Gene Ontology annotation, biological process: carbohydrate metabolic process. The record is from RefSeq and is a predicted model, not a curated record. NCBI's taxonomy places the organism in Eukaryota, Viridiplantae, Streptophyta, Magnoliopsida, Ericales, Ebenaceae. The transcript is spliced from 5 exons. Bases 690 to 2006 code for a protein of 438 amino acids. Gene Ontology annotation, molecular function: polygalacturonase activity.